Nylanderia fulva is the source of this 6149-nucleotide messenger RNA. The record is from RefSeq and is a predicted model, not a curated record. Lineage: Eukaryota; Metazoa; Arthropoda; Insecta; Hymenoptera; Formicidae.
UAAUAAUUUAUUAUUUGAAAUAAAUAAUUUCCGAAAUCCGCCAUCCUACAUAUAUAUUGUGAGAUUAAUCAUAAAAAUCUUAAAAUGUAAUAUGGGAAGACAGUACUGCAAUUUGCAAACUAGAUUCUAAAGAAUUCAUUGAGCAUAUUAUAAGAAAGUAUCGAGUGGAUUAGCAAAUCUGAAUCAUACAAUAAAGUAAAAAGAAUACUGCUUACUAAAUAUUGAGCGCAAACGUUCAUCGAAGAAGAUUAUUAUGUUUGGGAUGAGAUUAUAUAUUUUAUUGAAAAGUUUAAUGCUGACGAAGACAGCUAUCGCAAUUUUGACGAAAAAUCAUGCCGUUUCGGAUAAUCUUCAGGAAGAAUGCCAUUCGGACAUGUGCCCGAAUUUAAAUUUCACGCAGCCUGAUCACAAUCAUUUUGAUAGCGUGACUAUAAAAAAUGAAAUCGAUAAAGUUACAUUUGCAAAUAUGUCUAUAAAUCCAGGAUCUAUUGAAAUCAUUCCGAACAAGCUAAGAGCAUUUGUAGAGUUCGACGAAUUUCUAAAUAAAAAAGACAUUUCUGUGACAUUCAGAUGGGGCCUACCUGAAUUUACAAAAGAAGUGAUACAAGCAAAAAUUUGGACGAAUCAGAUUCGUCCACAAUACAAGACCUGGAUAAAAGGAUACACAGUGCAGUGUUGGUUUAUCGAGACAAAAAAGAUUGAAAUCUGCGAUGAUAGAAGGAUCUUAACUGCAAUGGAGUGCAUAAAGCAUAAUCUAAAACCCAACACGACGUACUAUUUCCGUGUGCGAAUGCAUACUAAAACUGGUGUUGGUCCUUAUACGAAUUUAAUGAAUGUAUCAUCGACACAUGAAAAUCCGAUACCUAAAUUACUGAUUCGAUCGGAAAAAAGUGUCCAAAUAUUUGAUUUAGAUUCAAAAACCUACGUCGAUCUCUUUAACUAUUUUAUGAACAUACCAGAAAUCAUUCAUUCGAUAGUGAGACAUAACAUUUAUUGGAUCGAUUACGAGAACGAUUAUACCUUAAAAAAGCUAAUGACAUGGAAUAUAAAUAACAACAUUAGCACAAAAAUAAUUAACAUCAAAAAUAUUCCAUACAAUCUGUGCAUCGACUGGAUAGGAAGAAAUCUAUACUGGAUAGAAUAUGAACCAAAAAACAACAUUAUAAUGAAGCUGGACUUAACAAUGCGGGAAAAUGGCAUAUUCAAAUAUGACAAGAUUUUGAGCAGAAAAAAUUAUAUUUAUUUAACAGUAUUACCAUCCAUAGGAUUGUUAUAUUGGAUAGAAGAAGGUUUACAUAACCAGUAUAUAAUAAUGAAAUCGGAUCUUAACGGAAAAAACGUGGAAUCUGUUCUAAAAAGCAAUAUGACCUUCUGUCGAUAUAAAAUACCAAUCUUUCAUAUUAAAUUUGAAACAAUAUUUGACACCGCAAAAAAAGAAGUGCCGCUAAUAUAUUGGAUAGAAACAAAUAAAUUAAUUGUAGUGGACCUUAAGUUAAACAAAUGCAACAUAAUUUUAAUCGCUGAAAACGCACAGCUUCAUUCACUCUUAACAACUGACAAAGAAAACAUUUACGCAUUUGAAAGCAAACUAACAGAUACUGACAUUUAUAUUAAAAAGAAAUACGCACUUAUUGACAGUGAAAAAAACGCAUUAAGACACGUGCAAAUAGUAAAAAGCAAGAAUUACUUAUAUUAUAUGACAUCUUACAGUAAAUCAUUACAACCAUACCCUCGGACGGAGUGUCUUACGCCUGACAAAAAUUCUACUUUUACAAUAGUAAGAAUAACAGCGAACAGUCUCGUCUUGAACUUACCAGAACCGAUUCCUAAGAGUGGAUGCAAAAACAACCUACCAUCUAAUAAAUAUACCAUCCUUAUAAGCUAUUGUUUGGACAAUUGUCUUAACAAGUUCGACAAAUUUAAUAUCCACACAUAUGAGCGGCGUUAUGAAAUUCAGAAUUUAACACCGUUUACAAAAUACAAUCUAAAACUAGCCCUAAGCAAUUUUUAUUCUGAUCAAUUAUCAAUGGAUCUGCAAUUUGAUUCGGAACAAAUAGUGAGAACUAACGUGGGCAAGCUAAAUGCACCGGAAAAUGUAACGGUUCAGGUUCUGACACCUACUAUAGCGGCAGUUUCUUGGACGCCACCAACGAAAUUGAAUUGUGUAAUAGUGACUUAUAAAGUAUAUUGGGAAUCUAUUAGCUCGAUGAACAGCACGCAACCGAUAAAAGAACCAUUUAUUAAUAAACGUAAGGCAGACAACAAAUUUUUCACAAUAAUUAAGCAGUUGCUGCCAGAACAGAAAUACUUGGUAUAUGUGCGUGUGUAUCCAGCCAAUUACAGCAAUCUUUAUAAUGACAGUUUAAAAAUUGUGCACAUGCACUCGGAACCGAACAUAACUUUGAGCGGAGUUAGCAUUAACAGUAUGAAUAUUUCGUGGAUUCCUACCGUCGAUCAGACGAUCCAUUACAUAUUAGAAUACAAAAAUGAUGUGAUGCAAAAGUGGGAAAUUGCAGACAACUUUGAAACGAAUAAUGAAACAGUAAUGUACUAUAUAGAAAACUUGCUACCGGCAACUUUAUAUGAGUUUCGUUUGACAUAUCCCGAGUAUGAGAACUUAACAUGGCCAUCUGAUGAAAAAUUUUUUACUUUUCAAACACUUGGAACAAUUCCGAGCGAGCUAAGAGCAUUCGUAGAGUUUGAUGGAUUCCUAAAUGAAAAACUAAAUAUUUCUGCAACAUUCAGAUGGAACCAACCUGAAGUUGCGGAUAAUAUACAAGGAUAUACAGUGCAAUGUUGGUUCAUCGAGAAUCUAAAAGAUAUUCAAAUCUGUAACGACAAAACUAUCUUAACUACAAUGGAGUGCACACAGCAUAAUUUAAAACCUAACACGACGUAUUAUUUCCACGUACGAGCGCGUACUGAAACUGGUGUUGGUCCUUAUACGAAUUUAAAGAAUGUAUCAACGACGCACGAAAAUCCGAUACCUAAAUUAUUGAUUAUAUUUCGUAAAAGUAUUGCAAUGUGGGAUGUCGAUUUAAAAACUUACAUUAAUGUCUUUAAUACCUUUAAUCACGAUUUGAAUUCAGUAUUAGAUGUUGUUUAUUCUGUAGCAGAGCAUAAAAUUUAUUGGAUCCGCGAUGUAAUGAAAUAUGAAUACAUAAAUGAACAUGAAUCCAUACACAUGAAUGGUGCUGGUUACCGAACAGUUAAUGACCGACAGCUAAUGACAUGGGAUAUGAAUAACAAUAAUAUUACAAAAAUAACUAGCCUUAAUAUAAAUUCACAUAAUCUCUGCAUCGAUUGGAACAAAAAUCUAUAUUGGGUGGAAAAUCAUGAAUCAGUCUAUUACGUUAUGAAGCUGGACUUAACAAUGUGGCAAAAUGGCAUAGUGAAUCCUGAUAAAAUCUUGAGCAAAAAAAAAUAUUUUUACUGGAUAGAAAAGUUAUCAGAUAUGCAGUUUGUAACAAUGAUAUCGGAUCUUGAUGGAAAAACUGUGCAAUCUAACAUAAAAAUUGCGAAAAAUAUGACUUCCUGUCCAUAUCAAAUAUCACACUUAAAAACUCAUAACAUAAUACUUGAUACCACAGAUACAGAGCCGCUAAUAUACUGGAUACAAAACUAUACAUUAAUUGUAGCAGACAUUAAUUUCAAUACAUGCAAAUGGAUUUCAUACGAAGAUAAAAACUAUAGAUUGUAUGAAAACUCUCAAAAUAUAAGAGUUGACAAGACAUACAUUUACGUAUAUUCAUCUUAUCUGACAGAAUUUACGCCAAAUAUUAUUCUCUAUGUUUUUAAAAAAAAGUAUACACAUCUCAACAAUGAAAAAAAUGAUUUUAAAAUAGAACAAAUCCAAAAAAUCAAUAAUAUCGAUAAUAAAGGUUUCAAUUACUUUCGUUACAUUACUCCUUUCAGUAAAUCAUUACAAUCUUACCCUCGGAUGGAAUGUCUUACGCCUGACAAAAAUUAUACUUUCAUAAUAGUAAAAAUAACAGCAAACAGUAUCGUCUUGAACUUACCAGAACCGAUUCCUAAGCGCGGAUGCAAAAACUACCUACCAUCCAAUAAAUAUACCAUCCUUAUAAGCUAUUGUUUGGACAAUAAUCUUAACAAGUUCGACAAAUUUAAUAUCCACACAUAUGAGCGGCGUUAUGAAAUUCAGAAUUUAACACCGUUUACAAAAUACAAGCUAAAACUAGCCCUAAGCAAUUUUUAUUCUGAUCAAUUAUCAAUGGAUCUGCAAUUUGAUUCGGAACAAAUAGUGAGAACUAACGUGGGCAAGCUAAAUGCACCGGAAAAUGUAACGGUUCAGGUUCUGACACCUACUAUAGCGGCAGUUUCUUGGACGCCACCAACGAAACUGAAUUGUGCAAUAGUGACUUAUAAAGUAUAUUGGGAAUCCAUUAGCUCGACGAACAGCACGCAACCGAUAAAAGAACCAUUUAUUAAUAAACGUAAGGCAGACAACAAAUUUUUCACAAUAAUUGAGCAGUUGCUGCCAGAACAGAAAUACUUGGUAUAUGUGCGUGUGUAUCCAGCCAAUUACAGCAAUCUUUAUAAUGACAGUUUAAAAAUUGUGCACAUGUACUCGGAACCGAACAUAACUUUGAGCGGAGUUAGCAUUAACAGUAUGAAUAUUUCGUGGAUUCCUACCGUCAAUCAGACGAUCCAUUACAUAUUAGAAUACAAAAAUGAUGUGAUGCAAAAGUGGGAAAUUGCAGACAACUUUGAAACGAAUAAUGAAACAGUAAUGUACUAUAUAGAAAACUUGCUACCGGCAACUUUAUACAAGUUUCGUUUGACAAUGACAUAUCCCGAGUACGAGAAUUUUACAUGGCCGCCUGAAGACAAAUUUUUUACUUUUCAAACACUUGAUGACGGUUCCAGUACUCUAGCUAUGAAAUAUUAUCUAUUAUUAGCGAUAAGCCUUGUCGCUAUCUUUAUCGUAAUCUGCAUUAACUACUUUUACCGUUUGUCUCGGCGCAGAAAAAGUAACAAUCAAGUUUUGACUACGACAAUGCCCGACGCAGAAUUAACGAUUUUACAUGAGGUACCUAUCGGAAACGUUUAUCUCAAUACGUUAUAUAGUUCUACGUUACAACAUAAUCCCAAUAAAUAUAUGUUGACCAAAAUAAAACGUGAGCAAAUCACGCUAACAAAACUUCUUGGUAGAGGUGCAUUCGGAAUGGUGUUUCAAGGGAUUGUCAAAGAUUUAGAAAAAUCGGACUCGGAGACAUCUGUUGCCAUAAAGACGUUAGAAAAAUGUGCUUCAAAAGAAGAGAAAAAGAAAUUCUUGCAAGAGGCAAGGCUUAUGAAUCUCUUUAGACAUAAACAUGUGCUAAGAUUACUAGCCGUCUGCUUAGACGAGGAUUCUCCAUUACUUGUGUUGGAAUUAAUGGAGAAUGAUCUGCAAAAAUAUUUGAGAGAGUAUCAAAUAUUACAAUCUUCUGAUUUGCACGCUUUGCGUGUACAAGACUUGCUUGCUAUGUGCGAAGAUGUUGCGCGAGGCUGUUGCUAUUUGGAAGAGCUGCGCUUUAUACAUAGAGAUCUUGCGUGCCGAAAUUGUUUAGUGUCUGCGAGAGAUCGCGAAAAUCGUAUCGUUAAAAUCGGCGAUUUCGGACUUGCUAGAGAUAUUUAUAGGGAUGACUAUUAUCGCAAGGAAGGAGAAGGUCUGCUUCCUGUUCGCUGGAUGGCACCGGAAUCUAUAGUAAAUGGAAUAUUUACUUCUCACAGUGACGUUUGGUCAUUCGGAGUGCUAAUGUGGGAGAUUACAUCGUUAGGCGAGCAACCUUAUUCCUCCAGAACUAAUCUCGAAGUGAUGGAUUACAUACGCACUGGAGGCAGAUUGCAGAUGCCUCUUAACUGUCCAUCCUCGUUAUACCAGUUGAUGCAACGUUGCUGGAGCGUUGUAGCGAAUGACAGACCAAACUUUAAACUUUGUCUGAACAAUAUUAUAGAUCUGAGAAGCGACAUAGAGGAUGCAAAAUUGCAUCCAAUGAAUCUAGCUGGCACAAUUAAUUAAUUAUUCGUACAUGUAUAUAUUUUAAGGAGAAAGUAGUGUUUGCAUAAUUGUUUAUUACAAUAUCGUAACAUCAUUAUACCUGCAUUAUUUUUUAAUGAAAAUUAUUGAAUUAUAUUUCUCAAAGUUG